UCUAUCUUUUGAAUUUGGUUGGAGAGUAGAGAGAGAGAGAGAUGAGCAGCAGCAACACGUCGGCUUUCUUGCUGGGAUCUUAUCAAUUCCCCAACCCAUCUAGUCGAUCACGAAUCUCGACCGUUCAUCCCAAGCAAUGGCCCACCGGAACAAGGACCACUCUCUCCUGCUCCCUGGCGAGCGACGACCAUGACGACAACCACAACCAGAAAAAGAAGAAGAUGGCUUUGAGGGGUUUUACGAGAAGAGAGGCGAUGGGACUGGCCUUCUCUUUAGGCCUUCUCGAUGCACUCCGGCCAACGCAGGAGGUCGCCGCAGAAGAGGCGCAGUGCGCACUCACCGUCGCUCCUUCGGGUCUUGCCUUCUGUGACCGAUUCGUCGGGUCCGGACCCGAAGCUACCAAAGGCCAGCUCAUAAAGGCACAUUAUGUUGGGAAGUUGGAGAAUGGGAAAGUAUUUGAUAGCAGCUAUCAACGUGGAAAGCCUUUAACAUUUCGUGUAGGCGUUGGUGAGGUAAUUAAAGGGUGGGAUCAGGGUAUAUUGGGUGGCGAUGGAAUUCCACCCAUGCUUGCUGGUGGGAAACGUACAUUAAAGCUUCCUCCAGAACUUGGAUAUGGUAUCAGAGGUGCAGGGUGCAAAGGAGUUCUCUUUCCUAUGUCAUGACUUAUGAGGACCAACAUCUAUUACUCCAUGAGGCAACAUGCAGAGAAGGUUCCUGUAUCAUUCCUCCAGACUCGGUCCUUCUGUUUGAUGUGGAGUUCAUUGGCUAGGCAUGAAAAGUUUUGGUCUCCUGGCAGAGCUGAGAUCAGAGUCCCGAGAUAUACCUAUUUGGGUGGAAGCUAGUAUCAUUUUUAUCUUUUCUUCUUUCCAUUCUGACAUAACGGUGUUAAAGAAAAUCAAAGAUGGGUGCAUGGUUCACCAUGGUAAAAAGCCUAACCCUGCUAAAUUUGGAACAGCAUAGUCGACUCCCUCCCUUGUGUGUUGUGCUUGCCCCUUGGUAUUCCACAUAUGACCUUCAAGAGGGAAGAGAUGAGGUUAUAGCAACAACCACGCAAAGCAAGCAGAGUCAUCUGGAGGUAUCUCUCUUCUUGCUUCCCAAGAACCUAUUUUCCUGCGGAUGCUUCUUUAUACUUUAGGGCUUUUAUUAAAUAUAAACAGAAGCUGUUCUUUGUA
Messenger RNA from Magnolia sinica, 1172 nucleotides. Its product is annotated as peptidyl-prolyl cis-trans isomerase FKBP13, chloroplastic-like. Gene Ontology annotation, cellular component: chloroplast. NCBI's taxonomy places the organism in Eukaryota, Viridiplantae, Streptophyta, Magnoliopsida, Magnoliales, Magnoliaceae. Gene Ontology annotation, molecular function: peptidyl-prolyl cis-trans isomerase activity. The record is from RefSeq and is a predicted model, not a curated record. The coding region runs from base 42 to 662 and encodes 206 amino acids. The transcript has 6 exons.